UGUAGUGAGGUCAGCAAGAUGCGGUGCUCACGGACCACAGAUGGUGUUAGUUGGCUUAGGGAACAUGCAGUUUGACAGCGGCAACUAGACAGGAUGUUAUGCAGAAUCAUCAACACACCGGGGAUAUGGGGUGCUUAAUUGCUGUGAAUGAAUAGAUGAACGACGUUGAAGUUUGAUUGCCUGAAGGUUUAUUUUGAGAUUCUGUGCGUAGUUUCUUGCUCCUCUCUUGACCAAGUAGGCACUUGACUUGAUCUGGUUGGAUCCUUAUGCACUCCACCUUUCGGAUAUCCUUGGAGCACGAAGGUUGUGAAUAUAUGAUGAAGUUUAAACCCAACCAGACGAGGAUUUAUGAUGGCGAAGGUUUCAAGAGAAGAGCGGCAUGUUUAUGUUUCAAGAAUGAAAAAGAGGACGAGGUGUUGCUGGUGAGCAGCAGUCGGCACCCAGACCAGUGGAUUGUCCCAGGAGGAGGGAUGGAGCCUGAGGAGGAGCCGUGUGGAGCAGCAGUCAGAGAGGUGUAUGAAGAGGCUGGUGUAAAGGGAAAGCUUGGCAGGCUACUGGGGGUUUUCGAACACAACCAGGACAGGAAACACAGGACGUACGUCUAUGUCCUGACUGUGACAGAGACCUUGGAGGACUGGGAGGAUUCUGUCAACAUCGGUAGGAAACGGAAGUGGUUCAAGAUCGACGAGGCUAUCCAGGUGUUGCAGUGCCACAAGCCUGUCCAUGCGGAGUACCUGCACCGACUCACAGUCACCUGUAACCCCACCUGCAGCUCUACCUGUUGUGACCCCACCAAUGGCAACACCUGGGUCUCCCCCCUGACGGACGACAAAGCCCCUCACUACGUCACCUCCACACAGGGGACAGAUAGAGGACCACCCUUGGUCAACAGAUAGGAAAGACAUCGCAAUCAAAUCAAAGGAACCAGCAUCAUAAGAGGACCUAGCCUAGGUGCCAGUCUGUUUCUGCCAUCUUGCCAACUCCUUGUGGUCAUGUUUGGCUUUCUAUCAUCAGAAUGACAUCAACCUCAGAGUCAGAGGUCUUUUGUUUCAAGUUAUUCUUAUUCUACAUUUUGAUUCCAUAAAGUCAGUCUACUACGUUCUUUGGUCAAUGCAGCCCUUUGGUGAACUGCUUUCUAUGGGAAGUAGCUCUGGUAGGCCAAUAGAAGGUAGUGUUCGCUCUAGAAAGGCUCAUGUCCUUUAUGCCAAAACCCCAAUUGCUGUUUAGUUUAAGUGAGUCUCAUAACUUUAUCUCUUCACUGCCAAAGUACAUGUCAUAGAGAUAUCUCCUGUUGAACAAGUAAAUAACUUAUUUGGUUAAGUGAUAUCUAAUUUUUAGUUUCCCAUUUCCUACUGCUUAUAGUUGUAUAGUAAUAAGUAGCACCAUUUCCAUGUCCUUAUGAGCUGUUUUCUAGUUUACAUAGUGAGUUUGAAAGAGCAGCUUUGGCCUAGAAACUGGAUCAUUUAAAAGACUGUUUGCUUAUCUACAACCACACAGUAUUGCGCAAGAACAAAAGCCCAAUAAUGGUUUUAACAAAUAUGUUUUGAGUGGGAAAAUGUUUUAAGUGGGAACAUAUUCCAAGUUACAUUGAUAUUUUUCUGUGAGGGCUCUAAUAUAACUUACAGGGAUAUUUUUCUGUGUCGGCCUGCAUGAUUGACUAGUGAAAGCAUAAAGGCCUGUGACUGACAUGUCUUUCAAACGGAACACAGAACAGAGUCCUAUCAAGUGUCUUAACAGCCAUAGUAACCUGUUGUAAUGUGUGUCAAAUUCAUAAGAUGUGAAUGUGGGCACUGGGAGGGAAAACAGAUCAUUUUAGCACAGAUACUUUUACUAGCCUGGUGAAACCAGCCUAAUUGUGUGAUAGCUCACAUUUAGUUUCACUUGACAAUUAAAAAAAAAAAAAAUGUGAGUACAUCGGUCAGUCUGCUUGACCAGGCUAUUUUUUUGCUGGAGGAGAAAUAUAUUGUCAUAGAAAGGUUUGAGAGGGCUUGUGCCUUGAGCUGAUUGUCAAGGAGACUAUGAUGCUUUUGCAUUGUAUUUAGAAUGUAUGUGAGGAUUACAUUUUUUGAUAUGUACAUUAUUAAUGGCCGCCGCCAUUAAUCAUUAGAAUUUUGAGUAUUUAAACAGGACAGAGGAUACACAAGAAUAUCUGCUCUGGCAGCUCUGGCUUUGACAUGUAACUGAAAGGAUCAAAAACUGAUGCUAUUAUAAAAUAGCAUGUGUUAGUUAUUUUAUCUUUCCAAUCAAAGUGAUUGAGGGUUACACAACUGCAUGUGUACACAAAUGUGUACCCAUAAUGUGUUCUCUGCUCUUCACUCUCGUUCUUAAAUAAAGAUACUGUGUUUAAAUA
Messenger RNA from Oncorhynchus nerka (sockeye salmon), 2350 nucleotides. RefSeq names its product diphosphoinositol polyphosphate phosphohydrolase 3-beta-like. Gene Ontology annotation, cellular component: cytoplasm; nucleus. NCBI's taxonomy places the organism in Eukaryota, Metazoa, Chordata, Actinopteri, Salmoniformes, Salmonidae. The coding region runs from base 267 to 896 and encodes 209 amino acids. The record is from RefSeq and is a predicted model, not a curated record. Gene Ontology annotation, biological process: diadenosine hexaphosphate catabolic process; adenosine 5'-(hexahydrogen pentaphosphate) catabolic process; diadenosine pentaphosphate catabolic process. Gene Ontology annotation, molecular function: bis(5'-adenosyl)-pentaphosphatase activity; diphosphoinositol-polyphosphate diphosphatase activity; endopolyphosphatase activity. The transcript is spliced from 5 exons.